UUUGCAAAUGACAGUCAGUACAGAAAUUGUGAAAAGUUUUUAGUGCAUUGAAAAUACGCCUAAAUUAGUGCGAAUUCGAAAUUUUUUUGCUAAAAUUUUGCAUCACUUAGGAUGCGAUAGCCCCCGCCAAAGGUAUUACACAGCACCAGUCUGCAAAUUCGCUCAUCCCAACGAAAUUGCCACACCGGAGGAGUAGGAGCAAAAAAAACCAUUGACCCCUUCAGUCUAUUCGGUUCAAAUCGAAGUGCGUUUGUGUGUGGUUGUUCUUGUACGGUUUUGGAGAGGGACUGCGACGAGAAAUAAAUUAACGCGGGGAUAAAGCCCUUAUUACCAAGGAAUUUGGGCACCGAGGAAUACACCGCGACCAUGAUGGAGCCGACUCAAGCGGAACCGUCGCGUCCAUCGACUUCCGCUGCGUCCUCCAUCGGAAGAAAGCGAAAGAUUUCCAGCGAUGAAUACACCUUCGAUCAGCCAAAUAUGAAGAUCCUUUCGGUGGAACUGUCCGAUAUCGAGCUGCAAGUGUCACUGAUGGAUCUCAGCGACGAGAUACUUAUGGAAAUUUUCCUUAACCUGGACAGCGACAGUUUAAUAUCCCUCUCGGAGUGCUGUCUUCGAUUGAACAACUUCAUCAAGGAUAAGAAGCUCUGGACUAAGGCAGAUUUCAGCGAGUCGCAACUAGGUGUACAGGAACUACUGCGUAAAAUAAAACAUCUGCAAGUGGAAACUCGUUCACUGAAAAUACGCGGAUUGACCAGCUUGUACCCAUUAGAUAAAUGGAAAACACCCACGUUGACUGCUAAUUUACUAGCACAAAUAAACAAACGCUGUCCGCAGUUGGAGCAUUUUGAAAUUACCGAGGGUUACAUGGACACAAACAAUAUGGCAAUCAUUUCGUUUCCGCCCAGCAUUCAGACACUGGUUUUUAGGAAAUGCGAGGCAGAUCGCUCGAUGGCGUCCGAGAUACGAAUGGGAUUUCUGUCCAAGAUUGACAGAACUUUGCAAAAACUAGAGGAACUAACAAUAGAAUACUGUAGUUGGUUUGAUACACAUGACUUUAUGGCCUUGUCAAAGGUACCACAUUUGCGCUAUCUUAGUCUUAAAGGUUGCGCCAACAUGAAGGAUAGCGUUCCAUACGCUAGCAUCGCCACGAGAUUUGGAUUUAAAAAACUAGAGAUCCUAGACCUCCGCGACACCCCGAUAUCUGAUUCCGACGUGAGCUGCUUCAACAUAGUUCAAUCGCUGAAAGAAUUACUGCUAGAAUGCCCGGAGUAUUUGCGUACCGAGCGCGGCCUGAGUGAGUACAACGAGGCAGAACGGCAAAGGGUCGAACAGCUUCGGCGAAUAGCGAAUCAGGAUAUCAUAAAUCCUCACAACAGACGUCAAGACCAAGCCGGUGAUGGAGCUAACGUUCCAGAUAUUGUUCAACAAUUGGAAGGGGAGAACGUUGCAGAACCGGCUCCACCUCCGCGGCCUCCUCGACCGCAUUUUUUAGGUGAAGGGCGUAACGUAUUUCGCUUUGUUAAUCGCCACUUCUUCCCUAACUUGCAUGAGAAUCGUGAAAAUCUUAUCCGCAUUAUCAAUCGUGUGGAAAUGGAUCCGCCAGAGGAGCAACCAGAACAGCAGCCGGCUAACAAUCAACCCCCACCACCUCCGCCUCCACCGGCGAACGAAGAACAAUUGCAGCGACCACCAGUCCCAGUUCAACAAGCGCCACUGCCACCUUUGCCAGAGAAUCCGGAAAUCCGGCAGCGUCACGUGCGCAUAGUCUAUAACAACCGACGCAACAUCAUACGCAUCAUCAAUCACCUAGAACGAAACAAUAAUGACGAGGAUAACAAUAAUGAAUUGCAGUUCCCUCAGGUCAUGCCACGCCCAGUUGAAGCUGCAUACCAGCAAAUAUUCGAAGCUGGUAACAGGGACCGGGUUGAAAAUGGCCCAGUCGAAGGACCUGCUGCAGGUCCAGCUGUUCCUGCGAAUGAAGAACAUCAGCAAGCGCAAGAGAGGCCUGUGAACGGUGUAGCUGAAGAAGCAGCCGACGUGAAUGACAAUGCCAAUGGAAAUGCUGAAAACGGCGAAGGGGAGGCACCUGCUGAAGCAGAGGCACAGGAUCCACAACCACAGGAGGAUAUGAAUGUCCGCGUCAUCCUCCACGGUGCCUUCCAGAACAACCACCCUAGAAUAAUGCCUCACGUAAUCAUCGUCCGGGGCGUGGAAAAUAACAACCCGGUCGCCGAGGUAGCAGACAACCAGCAGCGACCAGCGAACGCUUUCUAUCAGUAUCUCAACCUAGGACCGGGAGCACCCGGACCAAACUAUGUAUCACUGGUAAGCGAUCGAGGCAUCUGCGCGUAUGGUGUGUCCCGACAAGAGCUCGGUGGAGCUGCAUUCAUUCGUGAGUACUUUAGGCCCAAUAUGAGCAGCCUGGAGCGGCUGCUUGUGCGGAACUACAAAUUGGUUACGGACACUUCAUUGGAUCACCUGGAAUCGGCUGCACCAAACCUGAAGCUUCUGGACGUUUCCGGUACCUCAGUUACAGCGGAAGGUGUGCGUAACUUCAAACUAGCACGACCCAACUGUACUAUAUUGUCGGAUUUUGAGUAGAGUGUAAGAGUCGCACGUUGACUAACUUAAAUUAAUGGCUGGGUAGCACUGUGCGCAUGUUUUUUAAACGCUAUUUUUUUUUAUUUUAGAUUGCCUUUGAUAUGAAAAUACUACAAAAUUUCCUAUGUGUUUGCCUAUCAAAGUGUCAGGAAAAUUUGAUGUUUGUCAGAAGUCCGCUUCAAUGCAAUGACCCGCUUUUUUAAAAAAAAAAAGAUUUUUAAGUUACGAUGAGGAUUUAUUUAAAAUUUUCUGAAAUAAAAUAUGAUACAUUUCAU
Messenger RNA from Topomyia yanbarensis, 2876 nucleotides. RefSeq lists its product as uncharacterized. NCBI's taxonomy places the organism in Eukaryota, Metazoa, Arthropoda, Insecta, Diptera, Culicidae. Gene Ontology annotation, molecular function: protein binding. The transcript has 5 exons. The record is from RefSeq and is a predicted model, not a curated record. Gene Ontology annotation, biological process: SCF-dependent proteasomal ubiquitin-dependent protein catabolic process. Gene Ontology annotation, cellular component: SCF ubiquitin ligase complex. Bases 367 to 2601 code for a protein of 744 amino acids.